This is a messenger RNA of Chelonoidis abingdonii (Abingdon island giant tortoise), 2406 nucleotides long. NCBI's taxonomy places the organism in Eukaryota, Metazoa, Chordata, Testudines, Testudinidae. The record is from RefSeq and is a predicted model, not a curated record.
AUGGUGAGGGGCCAAGGCUCGCGCGCCUUGGGGGAGCGAGGACAGGCCGAGCUGGGCGAGGUCCCUAGGUUCCUCUGGCGGGGAACGUGGCCAGCGCUUCCCCAUCUCAGGGUUGUGAGGGUGGAUGAACGUCUGGACAGCUGGCCGGGCAGGGUGCCACGUCAGCCCUGUGCUGCUCUGCAGUCUCUCUCUGAGGCUGUAGCUAUCACCAGGGCGGUGCUGUUUUCUUCUAGAUCUGACUCGGACGAGAGAAAGAGAUGGAGAAAGAAGAAAAGCAAAAGCAGGGACCGGCACCAGAAAAGCAAGAAGAAACGCCGCGCUAGGUCACGGGAUCGCUCCUUUAGCUCAGACUCUGAGGCAGAGAGAGAGAGGAAAAGAGGCCGCAGCAGAGAGCAAAGAAGAAAGCGAUCCAGUUCCAGGUCUUCUGUGUCUUCCGUCACAUCUCCCUCUCCUUCACGUUCCCAGAGCUCAAGGGAGGAGCUGGGGCAGCAGCUGAGCCUUCAGGAGCGACUCAGACUGAAAGAGGAGAAGAAGAAGCAGGCUGAGAUGAUGAAGGCAUUGGAGACACCAGAGGAGAAAAGGGCUAGGCGGUUGGCGAAGAAGGAAGCCAAAGAGAGAAAAAAGCGUGAGAAGAUGGGCUGGGGGGAGGAAUACAUGGGCUACACCAACACCGAUAACCCCUUUGGGGACAACAACCUGCUAGGCACCUUCAUCUGGAGCAAGGCCUUGGAGAAGAAAGGGAUCGGCCACCUGGAGGAGAAAGAACUGAAGGAAAGAAACAAACGAAUCCAGGAGGACAACCGCCUGGAGCUGCAGAAGGUGAAGCAGCUGCGCUUGGAACGGGAGCGAGAAAAGGCGAUGCGCGAGCAGGAGCUGGAGAUGCUGCAGCGAGAGAAGGAGGCGGAGCACUUCAAAACCUGGGAGGAGCAAGAGGACAACUUCCACCUCCACCAGGCCAAGCUGCGAUCAAAAAUCCGGAUCCGGGAUGGCCGAGCCAAACCCAUCGACUUGCUGGCCAAGUACAUCAGUGCAGAGGAUGAUGACCUGGCAGUGGAAAUGCACGAGCCUUACACAUUCCUGAAUGGCCUGACAGUCUCCGACAUGGAGGAUCUGCUGGAGGAUAUCCAGGUUUACAUGGAACUGGAGCAGGGCAAGAACGUGGAUUUCUGGAGGGAUAUGACCAUUAUCACUGAGGACGAGAUAGCCAAACUCCGUAAACUAGAGGCUUCUGGGAAAGGCCCAGGAGAGCGCCGAGAAGGAGUCAAUGCCUCUGUCAGCUCAGACGUGCAGUCCGUGUUCAAGGGGAAGACAUACAACCAGCUGCAAGUGAUCUUCCAAGGGAUCGAGAGCAAGAUCCAAGCAGGGGGGCCCAACCUGGACAUCGGUUACUGGGAAAGUCUGCUGCAGCAGCUUAAAGCAUAUAUGGCCCGGGCCAGGCUUCGGGAGCGGCACCAGGACGUGCUGCGCCAGAAGCUGUACAAGCUGAAGCAGGAGCAGGGAGUGGAGAGCGAGCCGCUUUUCCCCAUCCUGAGGAAGGAGCCGUCUUCUCCCAGCGACAGGCCGGACCCGGAGGAGAGCACUCCAGCGCAGCCGGGCCCCUCCAUGGAGGGAGCCCCCUCGGAGGCCAAGGCGGAGGGGGAAGGGGAGGGGGAAGCGGUGCUGAUGGAGGAGGACCUGAUUCAACAGAGCCUGGACGACUAUGACACCGGGAGGUACAGCCCCAGGCUGCUGAACUCCCACGAGCUGCCCUGCGACGCGCACGUGCUUGAGGCUGAGGAGGAUCUCCAGCGACUGCUGCUUUUGAGACAACAGCUCCAGGCCACAGGCGACGCUAGCGAGAGCGCCGAGGACAUUUUCUUCCGCAGGGCCAAGGAGGGCAUGGGCGCCGACGAGGCCCAGUUCAGUGUGGAGAUGCCCCUGACAGGCAAGGCCUACCUGUGGGCUGACAAGUACCGGCCCCGCAAGCCCCGCUUCUUCAACCGGGUCCACACGGGCUUCGAGUGGAACAAGUACAACCAGACACACUACGACUUUGACAACCCGCCGCCCAAGAUCGUCCAGGGCUACAAGUUCAACAUCUUCUACCCCGACCUGAUCGACAAGCGCUCCACGCCCGAGUACUUCCUGGAGGCCUGUCAGGACAACAAGGACUUCGCCAUCCUGCGCUUCCACGCUGGCCCGCCCUACGAGGACAUCGCCUUCAAGAUCGUCAACCGGGAGUGGGAGUACUCGCACCGCCACGGCUUCCGCUGCCAGUUCGCCAACGGCAUCUUCCAGCUCUGGUUCCACUUCAAGCGGUACCGUUACCGCAGGUGAGGGCGCCGGGCGGCUGCCCGCCACCCGCUGACUCUGGGCUGCCUCCUUUUGAAGGGGCCCUUUGCGUCAUUGCUGGACCCAUGGACGAGA